GCGAAGUUUUCCAUGCAAGUUCAUUCGAGGGAUUCACUUACAAUGAAGCAGUGGCUUACUGCCAGGCCCGGAAUGCUACCCUGGCCUCCACAGGAGACCUGUAUGCUGCUUGGAAGCAGGGCUUUGAUAAGUGCCGCCCUGGCUGGCUUCUUGACCGCAGCGUACGUUACUCCAUCAAUAACCCCCGGCAGCAGUGUGGUGGAGGGAUGGCUGGAGUUCACACAGUUUACAUGUUUCCCAACCAGACGGGCUCUCCUGAACUGCACUCCAAAUACGAUGCAUAUUGCUUCAAGGUGGAUCUGGCUCUAUCUCCGAAUAAGAGAGUGAAAGAGGAAAAUAUAGUGAACAUGACAUCCUUGCCUGAUCUUCUCAGACCUGAGAGUAUCCCUAUCAUUACUUCAAUCCCUGUGGAACCGUCUGGAUCUGGUGCAUCUGGGGCCAGCAGCACCUACGAUCUGUUGAGCAGUGGGAGUGGGAAUCAGCCGAGUGGGUCAUCUAUUGCAAGUGGAGACUCCUCAGGGACCAGUGGCUCUGAUGAUACGUUGAGUAGUGGGAGCGGUUACCAGCCAAGUGGGUCAUUUGUUUCGAGUGGAGACUCUUCUGGGGCCAGUGGCACCGACGAUCUGUUGAGUAGUGGGAGCGGGGAUCUGCCGAGUGGAUCAUUUAGUUUCAGUGGAGACUCUUCUGGGGCCAGUGACACCGACAAUCUGUUGAGCAGUGGGAGCGGUGGUCAGCCGAGUGGAUCAUUCGGUUCCAGUGGAGACUCUUCUGGGACCAGUGGCACUGACGAUCUGUUAGACAGUAGGAGCAGGGAUCAGCCAAGUGGGUCAUUUGUGUCAAGUGGGAGCGGGGAUCUGCCAAGCGGGUCUGGAAACCCUUCAGGAUCUGGCAAUAUCCGAGUAAUCUUUUCAGAAAGUGACACAGUUUUAUCAGGAUUUGGAUCAGCUUCAGGGAAACCCGAGGAGGCUGGGAAGGGAGUCACCGAGAUCCUCACCUUCCCCUUCGACCAGAGUGUGGACACUUCUGGAUCAGGAUCAGGCAGUGGGUCAGGGUAUGGCUCUGAAGAAAGUGGAUCUACCUCAGACAUUUCCAGCAGCUCAGGAGAAAGCGACGAGAGUGGAGAUCUUUCUGGCAUCUCCUCAGGAUCAGGUUCCAGUGAGGAGUCCUCAGGACUCAGUGGUUUCCUGUCAGGAAUUUUCCCCUCUGGAGGAUCCAGUGGCAUUUCAUUAAUUGAUGGCAGUGGCAUGAUCAUGGUUGAUAACCCACAACAAUUAGAACAAGAGUUAGGUGGAAGCCAUGUGGAUUUCAGCGGAUCAGGACAUACCUCAGGGUCUGGAAUGAGCAGUGAUAUCUCUGGAAUGAGCGGUGAUAUCUCUGGGAUGAAUGAUGAUAACUCUGGUAUGAGUGGUGAUGUAUCUGGAAUAAGCGGUGUCCAUAGUGGCUCUGGGAGUGGUUUAGCAGUUUCUGGUCUGAAAUUUUUGGAGCCUGGCUUCAUUGAUCUCACAGAACAAUCUCGUGAACAGGAAGCUUCUGGGCUUUUGUUUUUUGGGUCUGGUGAGGGAAGUGGAUUUACAUCUGGAGGCUAUGCCAUUGAAUCAGGAGAAAGAUCAGGGGAAUUAGUUAGUGGGGAUAUCACCUUCUUUACCAAUAAUGGCAUGAUGGAAAUACCCAACAAGCCCCUCCAAGGAAUGGAGCUAGGAAGGGGAGAGGUGGAGUAUAGUGGCAACGUCCGGCUGUCCUCAGGUAGUGGAGAUGACCAAAAUGAAUCCACGGUGAACUCCAGUGAUGCUCCUUCAGCUGUACUACUUGCUCAAGGGCCAUCAGGCCUGUACAGUGAUGCUGCAGGGUCUUAUUCAACACCAGAGGGAAUCAUCAGUCAACUUGACGCUGUUACUUCUGCAGCUUUGUCUUCUACCACACAGCCUGCCUCUUUGCAGGGUCCAUCUCUCACCGAAGCACCUGAUAUGAAUGCCACAAUAGCUUCUCUUAACCCAUGUGAUCCGAACCCUUGUGGAGCUGGUUUGUGUUCAGUGAAGGAUGGGGUGGGCCUCUGUCACUGCCCACCUGGACUGCAUGGAGAAGAGUGCCAGUAUGAGGUUGAUGUUUGCCAUUCAAACCCUUGCACCAAUGGAGCCACCUGUGUGGAGGUAGAGGACACUUUCAAAUGCUUAUGUCUGCCCAGCUACGAAGGAGACCGCUGUGAGAUUGAUCUGCACAGCUGUGGGCAGGGCUGGACUAAGUUUCAAGGCAACUGUUACUUGCAUUUCUCGGAGAGAGAGACCUGGCUGGACGCUGAGCAACGCUGUCGAGACCUAAACGCUCACCUGGUUAGCAUUAUCACUCCAGAGGAGCAAGCCUUCAUAAACUCAUACUCUCAAGACUAUCAGUGGAUUGGACUGAAUGAUAAAACGGUGGAAAAUGACUUCCGUUGGUCAGAUGGGACCCCACUGCAAUAUGAGAACUGGCGACCUAACCAGCCUGACGAUUAUUUUAAAUCUGGUGAAGACUGUGUUGUAAUGAUCUGGCAUGAAAAUGGCCAAUGGAAUGACGUUCCCUGCAACUACCACCUGCCUUUCACAUGCAAAACAGGUCCAGUGACUUGUGAACAACCUCCUAAGGUGGAGAAUGCCAGGAUGUUUGGAAAAAAGAAAGAUCUUUACCAGGUGAAUUCUAUCAUCAGAUACCAGUGCAGUGAAAACUUCACACAGCGCCACCCACCUGUGAUCCGCUGCAUGGCAGAUGGACGGUGGGAGAAGCCACAAGUGCAAUGCAUAUCAAAGGUCAAAUCCGGACUGCAAAAGGAAUCUUCUGUUCAUCACUCUCAUAAAGCUAGUAUAAAAAUUUUGGAGAAACAUCUCUAAGGAGACUUGAAGAGUUACAGUUUGGUUUUUAACACAGUACAAGUUUUAUAUUUAUUUUUCAAGACACUGAAUUAAGAAAAUACAUACAUUUCUGAUUAAAAAGUGUUAUUUUCAAAGAUAAAUGCCCAUCUUGAAUUGCCAUGAUACAGCUAUCUGUCUCAUCCCUGCAUUAAAGGAUCAGAGACCAACAGAUCAAAUACUAGCAACCUUCUUAAAGAUGUCUGAAAAUAUUAGCAGGUUUUCCUUUUGAGUGAAGAGCUGGAAGUGCCCAGUUCUUCCUCUUUGAAGGACACAAAAAUAGUGUGUUUCUCUGCUAGUAAGCCAAAAUGUAGGUACAUUAACAACGUACAUGAUGAAAUGUGAAAUAUGAAAACCUAGAAAAGUUUAUAGCCAUAAAAGACGUUUACAAGAAAUCGUAUUUAUUUUCUAAUACCUUACCAGACAGAAAACAAUUUGCACAAGGAUGUCAUUAAUUUGUUGUGCCUGAUUCAUAAUAUAAUGUGAAAUGAGAUUUUUUGAUUUCUCACAGGAUAACACAUAGUACAUCCAUUUUUGACUGGGCGUUUCCAUCUUUUCCUCUCAAAAGCCAUAAAGACAUAAACAACAUCAGACAGGUGGUCAAAUCCAGGCAGAUUAUGAAUGUAAACCUAAUCAUGGAAAUGUACUUGAUUGUCAGAUGUUAUCUGUAGGCCAAGACUAUGCAGGGCAUAGUGCUACACUAGGGGACAAGAAUGAUCCAGGAUCAGCUCUUUCUAAUAAUAUGUCAGAUAGAACUAUUAAUGACAAGUGCCUUGUGAAUAUUUUACAUUUUGCCUGUUUCAGUGAAGAGACUGCUUACUUACAAGAGGCUGUGCCUCUUUCAUCCCAAAGGCUCUUUUAUACAGUAUAGCUUUAUUUUCAUCUGCUAAAGUUGAAAUGAUACAAAUGACGAAUGCAGUAUGAACUGCAGAAGAUGCACAAACAUUUCUUUAAGGAUUUCCCCCCCCUCAUAAGUUACAAGCAAAACCGUACUCCGUGGCACAGAAGACCCAUCAUUUCUUUCAUUGAGAUGGAUGAGUAACAAAAUUCUACAGUGAAAUCAUGAGGGGAAAUAUUGUCAUUGUGAUAAUCUGUUGUUUAUAAAGUAAGAAACUUUUAAAAUUUUCCAGGAAUGUCGUCAGAUGAACUUUAUGUGUUUGAAUAACUGUAUAAUAGCAAAUGCAACUACUUUCCAUUAAAACAUUCCAUACAUCACAUUUAA
This is a messenger RNA of Pimephales promelas (fathead minnow), 4101 nucleotides long. The record is from RefSeq and is a predicted model, not a curated record. Lineage: Eukaryota; Metazoa; Chordata; Actinopteri; Cypriniformes; Leuciscidae.